Stylophora pistillata is the source of this 1906-nucleotide messenger RNA. RefSeq names its product transcription initiation factor TFIID subunit 6. Gene Ontology annotation, cellular component: transcription factor TFIID complex; SLIK (SAGA-like) complex; SAGA complex. Gene Ontology annotation, biological process: RNA polymerase II preinitiation complex assembly; transcription initiation at RNA polymerase II promoter. Gene Ontology annotation, molecular function: transcription coactivator activity; RNA polymerase II general transcription initiation factor activity; protein heterodimerization activity. NCBI's taxonomy places the organism in Eukaryota, Metazoa, Cnidaria, Anthozoa, Scleractinia, Pocilloporidae. The record is from RefSeq and is a predicted model, not a curated record.
CGCUGGCUCACCAAUAACAACGAAAGAUGGCGGACAACAUGGCGAGUUAGGAGUCUAAAGACAAUUACAUCGCGAUUUAAAAUGGACGAAGACGAUGAAAAGACUGAAGUUGAUGGCCAGCUAACAAUUGAAAGUAUAAAGUUAAUUUCGGAGUCCAUGGGCAUAUCGAAUCUUAAUGAGGAGGCGAUAAAUCUGCUCAUUGAUGAUGGGACAUACCGAUUGAAACAACUCGCUCAGGAGUCUGGUAAAUUUAUGCAGCACUCGAAACGCAGGAAACUCAUCACUGGUGAUAUCGAUAAUGCUCUUCACGUGCAGAAUAUUGAGCCUCUUUAUGGCUUUGGCUCCAAAGAAUUUAUCCCCUUCCGUUUUGCCAGUGGAGGGGGAAGAGAGCUGUAUUAUUACAAAGAUCCUGAAAUUGACUUGAAUGAAAUUGUUAGCUCACAGUUGCCGCGUAUUCCAGUGGAUGUAACCAUCAAAGCACACUGGUUAAGUAUUGAUGGCCUCCAGCCUGCAAUUCCUGAAAAUCCACCUCCAGUGCCUGUACAAGUCCAGGCAAAGGACAGUAGGGCUGUGUUAGCGGCAGCAUUACCCACAGUAACUAAAACAGUCAAACCACAGGCAGCAAAGGUGGCAGGAAAGGGAACCAAACAAAGCAUUGGGAAAAAGAAUAACCAAAAUCUUAACAAAGAAGAGGAUUCUGGAGAUAAAAAUGACAAAACAAAACCACAAGUUACUCAUGAAUUAUCCAUGGAACAACAGUUAUAUUACAAAGAGAUCACUGAGGCUUGUGUAGGAUCCUGUGAAUCUAGAAGAGCUGAAGCUCUUCAGAGUUUGUCAACAGACCCUGGUCUCUAUCAAAUGUUACCAAGAUUCAGUACUUUUAUCUCUGAGGGGGUGCGAGUAAAUGUGGCACAAAAUAACUUAGUGUUAUUGAUCUAUCUGAUGCGUAUGGUGAAAGCCUUGUUGGAUAAUCCAACACUUUAUGUGGAAAAAUAUCUGCAUGAGCUGAUCCCAGCAGUAAUGACUUGUAUUGUGAGUAAACAACUCAGCACUAAUCCAGAAACUGACAAUCACUGGGCACUCAGAGACUUUGGAUCAAGAGUUGUUGCACAAGUCUGCAGGUCCUUUAAUUCCACUACCAAUAAUGUUCAAUCAAGGGUUACAAAAACCUACUGCAAGGCCUUACACCAAGAAAAAGCUUCAAUGUCAACUCAUUAUGGUGCUAUAACUGGGCUUGCAGAGCUGGGACAGGAGGUGGUUAAGGUAUUUGUUGUUCCAAGACUCAAGAUUGAAAGUGUUUUGAUUAAAAAAGCUCAAGAAGGAAUUGAUCCUGUGGAAAAGAAUGCUGCAGAAAACCUCAAGAAUUUACUUCUGAAACACUGUCCUGCAUUGUUACUGAGAACUCGUCAUCCACCAGACUUGCCUGAUCAAUAUGAAAAAGAGUUUGGUAGUAUUGGUCAACUUCUUUGUACUAAAGUCUCACAGCUGCGGCAGACCAUGAGCGCCAUGAAGAAACCCUCCACACUCACUGUACGAACAGUAUCUGGUGUCUUGUCCACAGGGAUUACAACACCCACCACACCCUCUACCCCUGGAGCAAGUCCAGUCAAAGUACUUACCCCAACUUCUGGUGGUACUUUAACAAUAUCUAUACCACCUGGUCUGAAAGUUGGUCUACCUACCACCCCAAGGGAUUCUAACCCCACCACUCCCACAUCAGCAGGGACUGUGACACUACCAGGGUUACUACCAACAGGAUUGACAAACACAGGGACACUAAAGCCAACUACCCCUACAAGUAACAAGACACCUGGUGGCCCUGUGACAUAACAGCUAACUCAAACUUGUAUUAAAAAAAUGUACUUAUUUAAUAAGUAACUGUACAAAAUGAUAUCAUCCAAGCAAA